Molecule: messenger RNA, 1183 nt
Organism: Dermacentor silvarum
Lineage: Eukaryota; Metazoa; Arthropoda; Arachnida; Ixodida; Ixodidae
Product: pseudouridylate synthase TRUB2, mitochondrial-like
Exons: 3
Coding region: 237-761 (174 amino acids)
Biological process (GO): pseudouridine synthesis
Molecular function (GO): RNA binding; pseudouridine synthase activity
Source: RefSeq, a predicted model, not a curated record
ACUUAAGGAUUUCUAGUCUAAAUGUAUUGGUGCCUUAGUUUGCAGACCUAGUCUGAAUUGUACUUAAUGCACAUAAGCAAGCUGCAGCACAGCGUUGUAGCUAUUCUAUACUGUCCUUUCUGUAUUGUUCAUUAUCAGGAGGCAUUAUUGAGGACACAGAUAGUGCUUAUUCAUUCAUAGCUGGCAGCCGAAUAGUACUGCUACAUAAAUAAAAAAAAGUGCUGUGUGCGUAACACAUGCCACUUACAGAUCCUCUCUUCUUUUUACUAGGUCAUAUCACAGUUGCAAAGCUAGAGCGACUUCUAGGCUCCAUCCAAUCGGCAUAUCAAGUUCAAGCAUUUAAAUAUGCAGGUGUGCCCCUGAACAGCCAGGCAGCAUUUGAAAUGGCAGCUAAAGGCACGGUGCGACCUGCUGAUGAGUCUCCUACUCUUGUAUACAACAUUCGCUGUGUGGAACUGGAUCUGCCUUACUUCACACUUGAAGUGAGCUGCAUCCAUGAAACUGAGAACUAUCUUCUGCAGCUGGUGCAUGAAAUUGGGCUGCACCUUCAUUCGUGUGCCAUCUGCCAUCGUGUACGACUCGUACGCUACGGUUUGUUUAACACCGAUUUGGCCUUGCUGCGAAAGCAUUGGACUUUAGAAAAUAUCUUGAGAAAUAUUCAAGACUGCCAGCCGCUUGUGGCUCAAGAGCUGCUUGAGCCUCACUCGCCACAUUUUAUUGACUUUAAUGAAGCCAAACAGAUUCCUAGGCCAGGAAAAUAAUAGUGAGCCCGUGCCGUCACUGAACUGCCAGCUUAUUCUAGCUGUGUGUGUCUUUUUUUUUUUUUUUUCAAUAAAAUGCCAUAUAUUUAUUUGUGCUAUGGAUGCAUGAAGGUUUUCACUUGUACUAAUUUUUCUGCAAAAAUCGCUUUUAAAUAAUGCAACAUUUAUGCACCCGGUACAGUAGAACCUUGUUGGUAUGUUCCUUUCACGUUUUCCUAGCUCUGAAGCACUGGUUCCAUCUAGAUCUCAACACAGCUCACAGUCGAAAGCCAAGAGCAGGUGGACAAAGGCACACGGGGUUGCGUUAAGGCCAAACUACACGUACGCUUGCCGGUGCACAAAAACUCACGCUCGCGCGCCUACACAUGCGCAGAUGGCGCGGGACAGAUUGUACGCGUCGAAGCACAGCGUGAACAUGGAUA